This is a messenger RNA of Colletotrichum higginsianum IMI 349063, 1101 nucleotides long. RefSeq names its product Actin cortical patch protein. Bases 1 to 1101 code for a protein of 366 amino acids. Lineage: Eukaryota; Fungi; Ascomycota; Sordariomycetes; Glomerellales; Glomerellaceae. The record is from RefSeq and is a predicted model, not a curated record. The transcript has 3 exons.
AUGCAACUGACCCCGAUCAAAGUCAGAGGCAAGCGUGGCAAAGCCCCUUCGUCCAAAAACUCGACCAAACCACCGCCACGGGAACGGAAGUCACGGCUCUCGACUCGCCUGGGAAUCAAGCGAAAGUCUCUCCUCGAGCGUCAUCUACCCCUCGAAAUCAUCGAGCGCAUCUUUGUCUUCAGUGAGAACCUCAACUUCCCCCGUUGCAGCCCCCUUGUCGGCCGCCUACUCUCCGGGCGAUCCACGCUCGUCAACCUUCUCAUUUCGUCGUUUCAUCCUACGUGGGACUGUUGGUUCGGUGUCGAUAGACGGACGGUCAAAAUAGUUCCGAAGCACGGCGCCACACAAGACCCGAGAACUGUUUGGCGGCAUGAGAACUUCCCCGAAUUCUUCCCCGGAGACCCAGAGUUACAGUCCUCUGUGCUAGCGACCCCCUGGGUAAAUGUCGACAUCAUUCUUGACGCCCUGCAGGUCUGGGCCUGGCGCUUCGCGCGCGACAGAUGGUUCUCACACUCCCACGUUGGCCCGAAAGACGAGGAGGCGGACCAGAACCACGGCCCAUUACACUUGUCUCACGAUCGACUCGGCGGGUUCGGCCAUUUUGAUUCUAGGGGCUGCUUUGACUAUGACUGGCUCGCGUACGGUCUCGGCGGUUCGAAACCCGCGCUCGACUUUUACGUCGAUGUACACCCCAAAACAAGCAUCCCCGAUAACCUCAUUGCUGGGCCCUGGACACCCGAGCAGCAGAAACUCCUCUUUUGGCUUCGUAGAGGCGGAGCAAGGAUACAGGCUGAGCACCAGACCUGGGAGACUCUUCUGGUUGGCCUCCAGAACGCCGUCACGCAUCGAAACCCUGGGAACCUGGACGGGCGUCUGAUCCACAUGCUCCUCCUGCUGGACGACUUCUUCCCUUCGCAACGGCUCGAGGAGAACCACUCUCUCUGGCCGCUGGAGGUUUUGGAGAAGGAGCAUGCCAAAGUGGUCAGGCUACUUGAAGCUCGAAGACGCAGCAAGGCCGGCCCCCUGCCCGAGCUCGUUCAACUUGAGAAGCGCAUGAUUGACUACCACCGUCGCGAGGUCGACCUUCUCACGUCGAGAUGA